Molecule: messenger RNA, 1705 nt
Organism: Aedes aegypti (yellow fever mosquito)
Lineage: Eukaryota; Metazoa; Arthropoda; Insecta; Diptera; Culicidae
Product: probable cytochrome P450 6a14
Exons: 2
Coding region: 118-1617 (499 amino acids)
Molecular function (GO): heme binding; monooxygenase activity; iron ion binding
Source: RefSeq, a predicted model, not a curated record
GCGAUUUAGUCUACAAACAUCACAUCCAGCCGGCAAUUGCUUCAUUCAGUGUUUACCCGUGAUCGCGAGAAGACAAAUUAUUUAUUUUGGGCGCGGUUCUCAGAACUUUGCUCCAACAUGAUAGCAUUACUGCUAAUCGGUGCAGUGACCUUGGUCUUUUUGUUCGUUAAACAACGGUUCAACUAUUGGAAAGUGCGAGGUGUUCCAUAUGUGAGACCAACAUUCCCCUUGGGCAAUCUUUGGGGCAUUGGCACGAAGAAACACUUAUCCGAAGGACUGGAAGAUUUGUACGUCCAGCUGAAGGGCAAGGCACAGCUGGGUGGAAUCUACUUCUUCAUCAACCCGGUGGUUCUUGUGACCGAUUUGGAUCUGAUCAAAACUAUCCUGAUUAAGGAUUUUAACUUUUUUCACGAUCGGUCCAUAUACUACAAUGAAAAAGAUGACCCUCUGACGGCACAUUUGUUCACCAUGGAAGGAAUCAAGUGGAAGAAUAUGCGCGUCAAAUUAACACCCACGUUCACAUCGGGCAAAAUGAAGCUGAUGUUUCCGAUUGUUCGGGACUGUGCUAAUGAACUGGAGAAGUGUAUUUCUAAGGAAAUCGUGGACGGCAAGGAGAUAGAGGUGAAAGACAUUCUCGCUCGAUACACGACAGAUGUUAUUGGAAACUGCGCUUUCGGAUUGGAGUGUAAUAGUUUACACAAUCCAAAUGCCGAGUUUCGUGAAAUGGGUCGAAAAGUAUUUCAACUCCAAGGGUUAGGCUUUCUGAAGUUGCUGCUGACGCAACAGUUCAGUACUCUAUCACGAGCGCUUGGCGCAACUGUUCUACAACCAGAUGUUGCAAAGUUCUUUUUGAAAACUGUGUCAGACAACGUGGACUACAGAGAGAAGAACAAAAUCGAACGGAACGAUUUCAUAGAUUUGAUGAUUAAGUUGAAAAACGGUCAGACUCUGGAGCAUGAUAAAAGUGACCAACGGGUGGAGAAGCUUUCAAUCGAGCAAGUAGCUGCGCAAUCCUUCGUUUUCUUUUUCGCUGGAUUCGAAACUUCGUCGACGUUGAUGUCGUUUUGCUUGUACGAGCUUGCCCAAAAUCAGGAUUUGCAGGAUAAGGCACGGAAAGAUAUUCUAGACACAUUGAAUAAACAUGGAUCGCUUUCGUAUGAAGCAGUUCAUGAGAUGAAAUACUUGGAGAAUUGUGUUUCCGAAACCCUUCGAAAGCAUCCGCCAGCAUCCAACAUAUUCCGUACCGCAACCCAAGACUACACCGUUCCAGGAACAUCUCUAACCAUAGAGAAAGGCACAUCGGUGAUGAUUCCCACACUGGCCAUCCACCGGGACCCGGAAUAUUAUCCGGAUCCGAUGAAGUUCGAUCCGGAUCGGUUCACCGCAGAUCAAGUGGCAGCACGUCAUCCAUUUGCGUUCCUGCCCUUCGGAGAGGGUCCUCGUGUCUGUAUCGGGAUGCGUUUUGGACUGAUGCAGGCUCGUGUGGGAUUGGCGACCUUGCUGAAAAACUUCCGAUUCACUGUGGGUGAACGGCUGGAAACUCCAGCUCAGUUGGAUCCGUCCAGUGCUAUUUUGUUGAUUAAGGGUGGGUUGUGGCUGAAGGUAGAUAAAAUUUGAUUAUUGUUCUAAUCUUAUAUGAGCCCAAACUACGUUUAAGUAAAUGUUUUUUUUGUUUUGCAUAAUAUAAUUAUUACGUAACAUGUGA